Molecule: messenger RNA, 465 nt
Organism: Aspergillus fumigatus Af293
Lineage: Eukaryota; Fungi; Ascomycota; Eurotiomycetes; Eurotiales; Aspergillaceae
Product: F-box domain protein
Exons: 2
Coding region: 1-465 (154 amino acids)
Molecular function (GO): protein binding
Source: RefSeq, a predicted model, not a curated record
AUGGCAUGCACAACUACCUUUCUCGAUCUCCCGGCAGAGAUUCACCUCCUGAUCUGCGAGUACCUUGACCCUGCCUCGGCAGUGGCUUUGAAAAGCGCAAGUAAGUACCUCCGGUCCAUCAUCACCGUUGACAUGGACGAGCUUGAGCUUGAAUACUGGGAAGUGUUCUACAUCACCCUCGAAAUGUGGCCAGAGCGAGUGCCCCUAAACCACAAUGAAUGUUUGAGUGACAUAGAUGUCAGAUGGCCCACUAUUACUGUGAAGAGUGUGGAAGGCUGCAAGGAAGAGGUAUACACUGUAAAAGCUGUGAACGAUGCAAUGAUGCAUAGAGGUCGACUCAUGAUAGUCGGGUGCCUGAGGGGUCUCGUCCCACUUUCACCGUGUUCCAGAUGCGGCGACGGGGACGAUCUUAUGUACAGUAUUGGUAUGUGUCAGGCUCUCAGGCUCUCUGGUUCUGAAACCUGA